AUGCCAAUGCCACCGCCCUCGCAACACCACCAAUACACCUCCUCGCCCACCGCCUUGGGACUUUCUCUUACUCACAGACGCACGCUCUCCACUGUUUCUGCCCGUCCUCCAAGCCCGACGAGCUCAGUACUGUCUGAACCCGCAAGACCCAGGCUGUCUGCGGGAAUUUUGACGACGACAGCGACGAGUACGCUGUCGAGUGCCGCCGGUCGCAGGAAAACCGCCCGCAUUGCCGCCACUAUCACCACCAACCCGGCCGUGUGUCCGGACGUCGCCUUCUCUACCGCAUCACCGCCAGUGUCGCCGCUGCCGCUGCCCCGGUAUCCGCUAAAGCUUGCUGCCGCUUGUCAAAAUGCCCCCGUUGUGAAAAGCCCUCUGAAUCCGAACGCCAACGCCAGCGCCGACCCAAGCCCAGCUCUCUAUCCUUUGGCCGCUCCCAGAAUGCCGUCCUACGACCCCCAGCGCCCUCCCGUGCUUGCCAGCACUCGCCAGUCGUCGAUCGCCCGGAAUGCAAACAAGCCGCCGCUAACUCCCAAGCUUGCCUCCUCGCGCUCCCAGACACCACUACACCACUCCCCAAGCGUGAUUGGCAGCCGCCGUGAUCCCCCGACCCUCACCCCCCGAGCCUCCUCGAGACAGAUCCGCGUCGAUAGCAACCAUUCUACUCCUACGAUCACUCCCAGACUCCCGAAGGUCUCAGACGACUACUGGGAGACUCGCUCUACCGCGGGAACACCCGAAGAUACUCCCAAGGGCCCCGUUGUGAAUGUCACCUCUCCUUCCGAUGCCGGUACUCCCGGCCGGUCAGAUAAGGACUUAGACUCCAAGUUCUUUUAUGCCUCUGACGCCCAUGCACAAAAGAAGGCGCAGCAACAACACUAUCAACAACCACAACCACAACCACAACAACAACAACAACAACAACAACAACAACAACACCGGGCACAGCCGACUCCUACAGCCAGUAACUUCUUCUAUGCAAACGGCAAUAGCGUCGCAAGCCCCCAAGGCCCUCUCUCUCCCCCCCUGGCCUCUCCAGCUGCCCCAGACAGCUUGAACAGCAAGUUCGUCUAUGCCAAUGGAACUCCUGAGCUCCAGCCAGCUCCCAAGAUUUCUCCUGCUAGGCACAAGAGAUCCGGCUCCGUUGUAUCAACAGCAUCUAGGGCACCGACUGGCGCAGCAAGGCCAACAUCACCUGCCAAACCGACACAAUGUUCACAGCUACCUUCCACUCGCACAAGCACUCCUAGCUUGGUUUCGCCAAAGUCACCUACCGUGAACCUUGCCAGCCAGGCAGGGCCAAGAAGAGUAAGCGGUGAGCUGCCGCUUCGGGCACCGAAACAGGAUCGUCCCAAGAGCGCAACUCCCGCCGAGCUCUCUGUCUCUGGGAGAAGAAUAUCUUCUCACAGCUCGCUGCCAUCAUCAGGCAGCGCUUCACCCACAAACAACCGCCCGGUGAGCCUGCCGGGUCCAGGGUUUGCCUCUCUGGCCCAAGUCGCCGAAGACUUUGCUGCGUCCGACGACAGCCACGGGCCCUCCCUGGCCAACCCGAACAGGACAUCUCAGGACAAUGAGGUCGACGAUAUCGUUGCGAAUGCCCGACGGGAGCGCAAGGUUCAGGAUCUGGAGAUUACCAACGCCAGUCUGGCAGCCAUUAACCGCAGUCUUGAACGCCAGCUGCGCAAGCAGACUGCGGAGCUGCGGCGCUACCAGCGCUUGUCUCGUGCUGGACGUCUGAGCUUCAUGCCGUCUGACACCCCUGUUGAAGGUGGUGUGCUGGCCAAGGCUGGGAAGAGUCUGGAUGAUCUCGACGAGGAUGAUGACGACGACUUCUUGUCAGCUGAGGAGCCCUCGCCGUCGGAUAUUUCGGAUGAAGAGGAGGAGGAGGAGGACGACGAUGAUCUGUCGGACAACCUGUCUGGCGUAGAGGAAGCGCCAGCUGCGACGAUGACAGCGCCAUCACAACCUACGGAAAGCCGAGGAAUGCCAGAAAAGCCUGUUGUUGACGGCCAAACUGAUUCCAACAGCAACAUAAACAUCUCUAACUCCGAAAACCCCAACACCGAGCUCAACAUCAAAGAAAUCGAAAAGAAACACCGUCGCAUUCAGCGCGCCAAACGCGACGAGCGCCGUCUCCAGCUCGAUCUUACUCGUCACCAGCAACUCCUCAUCACCUCUCAGAAGAUCAACCAGUCCAUCCGGCGUUGUCUCAACUGGACUGAGGAACUCAUCAAAGAAGGCCAGCGUGCGCUGGCAUAUAAGGUGAACGUGAGCGAUGUUAGCUUAGGCGGGAGGGUUCUUGCGCCAGAGGAGGUUGAACGGAGGGAGAGGGGGAUUGAGGGCGAUGAGGAUGACGGGGAUGCAGAUGGGGGUGUGUUUUAUGGUGUUGGUGGGAGGACGGAGACUGAGGAGGAGAGUGAGAUGGAGAGCGAAGAAGAGACUGACGAGGAAGAGGAGAGGCCGAGGAGUAAGGCCGCGCAGGAUCGGGAUAGCGGGAUCGAUUUCCCUGCGGACGAUGGGAUUGUUGGAGUUGAGGGAAAGAGGAUCAGCUUGCCUAAUUGA
Messenger RNA from Thermochaetoides thermophila DSM 1495, 2562 nucleotides. RefSeq lists its product as uncharacterized. NCBI's taxonomy places the organism in Eukaryota, Fungi, Ascomycota, Sordariomycetes, Sordariales, Chaetomiaceae. The record is from RefSeq and is a predicted model, not a curated record. The coding region runs from base 1 to 2562 and encodes 853 amino acids. The transcript has a single exon.